UUCUUUUCAUCUCAAUUCUGUGCAGUUGUCCCUUCACUCUGUAGCUGCGCCUCCAGUCUUAUUCUGCCUCAGUUGUAUUUUAUUUAAGACUGAAGAGCCGGUGUAGGAUGAUGAGCUGCGUGGACUCGUUCUGAGUUAACUAUUCCGUGAUUCUAACUGGCCCUGACAAAAGGUUGAUACAAUAUAGAAGCAGCUAGCUGUGAGUCAGCAGCAGCAAGAGCGGACCAGGAAGCGCCCUUGUUGCUGGAGAGCGAGCCUCUACCCGUCUGGGUGAUUGACAGGACUGUCCGUCCCGGGGAGCGCUCAGCCGCCUGUGCUUGUAGCGCCAGGCCGACUGAGAGGAUGCAAGCUGCGGGAGAGGACGGGGCGACUGCCCGGCAGACUCUGUCCGUGCAUAACUUCAGCGAGAAGCUGUCGGAGCUGACGGUGCAUUUUCACGUCCUCCGCAUGAAGGACAGCUUCUUCUUAUGGGUGGGGAGCUCCCCUAUCCUCUCCAACCUUGCUGUAGCCAUGUGCACCAAAUUUGACCCAAUGCCAGUGUCCACAUUAAUGCUUGGCGAUUCCUCUGACACCACUCCGAACUCUGUGGCACAAAGGCUAGCAAAGAAGACAGGAAAACAGGUUUUCAUCAGUUAUAACCUGCCCAGCACCAACGCCAGUCUCUCACUGCAGGUGGAAAACCGAAUCAAAGAAGAAAUGAAAGCUCAUCCAGACAAGUUUUAGUUGUUGUUUAACUUUUUGUUUUAAGGAAUUUUAGUUUGAUUUGUUUAAUAAAAUGUUAUAAAUGCC
Messenger RNA from Stegostoma tigrinum, 789 nucleotides. It is a transcript of the gene psmg4, whose product is annotated as proteasome (prosome, macropain) assembly chaperone 4. The record is from RefSeq and is a predicted model, not a curated record. Gene Ontology annotation, biological process: proteasome assembly. The transcript has 3 exons. The coding region runs from base 343 to 723 and encodes 126 amino acids. Lineage: Eukaryota; Metazoa; Chordata; Chondrichthyes; Orectolobiformes; Stegostomatidae.